Molecule: messenger RNA, 1712 nt
Organism: Nanorana parkeri
Lineage: Eukaryota; Metazoa; Chordata; Amphibia; Anura; Dicroglossidae
Gene: SMYD2
Product: SET and MYND domain containing 2
Exons: 11
Cellular component (GO): nucleus
Molecular function (GO): protein binding
Source: RefSeq, a predicted model, not a curated record
UAGGACCGCCCGGCUCCCCGCUCCUCCAGCUGUCUCCCUCUGUCUGUCCGUCUGUCUGUCCCCGGCAGACAUUAAUAGCUGCACACAGAUUUCUCCGCAGACACCGGCACAGCGGUCUUCUCUCUCAAGCACUAUGGGACCCUCAGAAGGCAUCGAGCGAUUCGUCAGCCCGGGGAAAGGCCGAGGCAUGCAGGCCUUGCGGCACUUUGGUCUGGGGGAGCUGUUGUUCACCUGCCCGGCCUACACCUCAGUACUGACUUCCAACGAGCGAGGCAACCACUGUGAGCACUGCUUCAACAGGAAGGAAGGUCUUGCAAAAUGCGGCAAAUGCAAACAGGCCUUCUACUGCAAUGUGGAUUGCCAGAAAGGAGACUGGCCCAUGCACAAACUGGAGUGUUCCGCCAUGUGUGCUUAUGGAGAGAAAUGGAAUCCUUCGGAAACUGUAAGACUGACCGCAAGGAUUCUGGCCAAACAGCAAAUACAUUUUAACUGUUCCAUCAGCCAUUUGACUUGACUUGUGCUUUAAUGUGAAAAGCUGUAGCUCUGUUUCUUUCUUUCCGCAGACUUUAGCAAGCUGGACAAUGAGAAGAGAGAGCUCAUCCAGAAUGAUAUUGCAGCCUUGCACCAUUUCUACUCCAAAAAUAUGAACUAUUCUGAUGCUUCACUAGAACUCCUCUUUGCACAGGUUAACUGUAAUGGCUUUACCAUUGAAGACGAGGAGCUGUCUCACUUAGGAUCAGCUAUUUUCCCCGACGUCGCUCUAAUGAACCACAGCUGCUGUCCCAAUGUAAUUGUCACUUACAGGGGCACCGUCGCCGAGGUCCGAGCUGUGCGAGAGAUUAACCCUGGGGACGAGGUGUUCACCAGCUACAUCGAUCUACUCUACCCCACAGAAGAUCGGAAUGACAGACUGCAAGAUUCCUACUUCUUCACUUGUGAGUGCAGGGAGUGCACAACAAAAGAGAAGGAUGCGGCAAAGCUGGAGAUGAGGAAACUCAAUGACCCACCCUGUCCUAAGGAUGUUCGAGACAUGAUCAAAUAUGGCCGCGGUGUGGUGGAAGAGUUCAGGAGAGCCAAGCACUUCAAAAGUCCUAGUGAACUGCUGGAGAUGUGUGAGCUCAGUAUGGAGAAGAUGGGGACGUUAUUUGCAGACAAUAACAUUUAUAUGUUACAUAUGACGUAUCAGUCCAUGGGAAUCUGCCUGUACAUGCAGGACUGGGAAGGCGCCUUAAAGUAUGGAGAGAAAAUCAUCCACCCGUACCGUAAGCACUAUCCUGCAUACUCUCUGAAUGUUGCCUCCAUGUGGCUGAAGUUGGGGAGACUUUACAUGGGCCUGGAGAAGAAGACCGCUGGAAUUAAGGCCCUAAAAAAGGCCAUCAAUGUCAUGGAGAUAGCUCAUGGACCCGAUCACCAUUAUAUAGCCGAGAUCAAGAAAGAGAUGGAGCAAUAAUGCCAAAGGUCUACACGCUUUUCGCUUUGUGUCAGGAAUGCCAUUGUAUGUCAUUGUGACAUUGCUGGACAUGGAACGAUGCUUCUCCCUAGGGGAACACCCUAAAUCCCUGUUUUCUGCACUUCCUGAUACGACACCCAUCACUUGUAGCACUUGGAAGGCCUCCAUCAGUCAAGUACACAACUGCUGUGUAUGUGCUGAAAUUCCACUAGGGGGCGACGUAACAUCACACCUUUCUUUACACCAUAAAGUGGAUUUCUGC